AUGUCAUUGGAGUUUCAUUGGACCAUCAUAUUUUGUGUCGAUGGCACACACAAACGAGACAAAAUUAACGAAUUGAUUGAAAGAAGAAAAGAUGAGCUGCCUUUAAUCAAAAAAAUUUAUGAAGUCCCCACCCGCUUUAAAGUGAGUACGAGACAUUUACCGGACUUUGAAAGAUUUUUUCUCUCAAUGAUCACUUCUCUUGGAUUUCAAUGUCACCACGCGGUCUACGAAGCCGACGAUUUGUUAACUUCUUUAAUUCAAUCGAAAGGUGCUGAAUUUAUUAUAACAAAUGACAGUGACUUCUUCUUAUCAGACGCACGAUUUGUGAUGAAAGCAGACGACUUUGUGUAUAACUUGACAAAGAUAGUGGAGAGUGGCAGUGACGCCCUUCCCGAGCGAUUUGAAGUGCUCUGUGUUGACACAAAAUUCGUGAAAGAGUACUUCCUUCGAAUAGAAGAGAUGUUUUACCCCUACUUCUCCUGUUUAGUGGGCAAUUCAAAUACAAGUAAGUAUGCCUUGUUAUAUACACACCACCUUGGACUCAAUCUGAAAGAAAAUCAACAGUUAUUUAAUAUCAAUGAAAUCCUUUUGUUUUUAAGAACCUUUACAAGUGAGGACGAAUUGUUAUCUUAUAUGAAACGAAGACCUUGUAAGUACGACAAAGACUUUUUUGGGAGUCUUGAGGAAACAAAGAUGGCGCUCAAUCCUCCCCCUGAAACACAAAAUGAACAGGCGCCUUUAAACAUCGACCAAAUUGGGUACAAAACGUGUGCCAAAAUGUAUGUCAACACAAUCGAACUAGUCAACUACAAAUUUCUUCUGACAUCGGUUAUAUUUGGAAACCCUAAUCGUCAGCCAAUAUAUACGUUGACUGAAAAGCUACGCGCUCUCAUCUAUGGCUUUUUCUUGAAAGAGGAUGUUACAGAAGCCCGACAAGUCGGUGACAGUCUAAGUAAAGUGAAAGUGACUCCAAUCACUCUCAUGGACUUAAACUCUUUCAACACAAGAAGUCAAGACGAAAAGGUGCAAAUUAUACUUCAAAGUCUCUUCACUCCGCACCUUCAAGUUACUUCCCUCUAUCAGCAAUUCACAAAAGACAAUGUCUGGAAGGCGGUCUUAAUCACUUAUUUCCUUUGGAUCAAACAAAACUCGGACUUUUCUUUAUGUGAAGUGAUCAUAGGGUUCAACACAAUAGCUCAGCUCAUCACUGACCCCUCAAAGAAAGUUUACACUCCUAACUUACUCGACGACCGUUCUCCAUUACACAUCAUCAAUGUAUACAGUUCCGUUUCAACCUGCUUUUUGGAGUUCUUCAUCGACUUCUGUGAGUUACCUUCCUCCAUUGCGUCCAAAUUAUAUAUCGAAACCAUUCCAUUUUGCAGGUACUAUAACAGUGUUGUAUUCACCGAAGCAGAAUACAAGACCUUAGUAGAAACUUCAGACCUCUAUGCUGCUUUCGACACAGUUGUCCUUCACUGA
Molecule: messenger RNA, 1479 nt
Organism: Entamoeba invadens IP1
Lineage: Eukaryota; Evosea; Mastigamoebida; Endamoebidae
Exons: 2
Coding region: 1-1479 (492 amino acids)
Source: RefSeq, a predicted model, not a curated record